GCAGUUUGGAAAGUUUCCUCACUGACUGCAAACUACAUCAAAAGUCCAACUGCAGCAGACUGAGACGGUUGUGUACUGUACCUGUUGGUGGAAAGAAGACUCAGUGUGCAGCAGAUGAAGAUCUGUGGAGGAUUUCCAGACAGGUGUACCUGCUAAAUGAAGAGCAGGACGUAUAUUUUUGUUGGACAGAUUUCUUACUGAGAAUCAGCGACGCUAAACUGAACCAAAGCUACAAAAUGACAGCUGCCACGAAGCUUCUGGAUGAGAUGUGUCAUCUGACGGCUCAGUCUCUGAUAACGAUGGACACAUCGGAGCACUUCAAGGUGCUAAAGCUGUUGGGUGAAGGCUCAUAUGGAAAAGUCAUGCUGGCUGUGCACAGGAAGAGAGGUACUCCGAUGGCUCUGAAGUUUUUCCCCCGUAAGUCCACCUCUCUCUUCUCUUUCCUGCGAGAGUAUAAUCUCUCUCUGUCAUUCUGUACCCAUCCAUCCCUGACCAGAGCCCUGGGAAUCGCCUACUUCACAUCUUCGCACUACAUCUUCGCUCAACAAGCCAGUCUCUUCGGUGAUCUCUACGACGUCAUCAUACCUGAGGUCGGUAUGGACGAGGACUGUUGCCAGCGCGUCGUGUCCCAGCUGUGCGGCGCUCUGUCCCACCUGCACUCUCUUGGUUUUGUCCACAGAGACCUCAAACCAGAGAAUGUCUUCCUGUGCGACUCCUCCUGCCGCUGGGUCAAACUGGGAGACUUCGGCAUGGUGAAGGCCAGGGGCACCAGGGUCCCAGAGGUCUGGUACAGCUCCGCUUACUGCACCCCUGAAGCCGAGGUCGCUCGAGGAAAUGAGGACAGCUGGGAGGGCAUCAAUGACGGCAAUGAUGGUGUUGAGAAGAACGAAGAGAAGAAGAAGCGGUCGAGGGUUUGGGUGUCUGUGGAGCCCAGCACAGACAGCUGGGCCUUGGGGAUCCUGACCUAUGUCAUGCUCACUGGCAGUCAUCCCUGGGCGGAGACAGCCAGCGAUUGCCAUUCAUACCUGAAAUAUCAAGAGUGGUUUGAAAGAGCGAAAGGCCCUGAUGACGAACUGGACGUGUGGGCAGAGCCACAGGGAGAGAGCAUGGACUGUGCGAUCAGUGUAAAUGGAGCAGAACUUGAAGAGAAAGACCGUCCUCCCAUAGCACCCCAUUUCGCCUGUUUCACCUCACUGGCCCGCUCCCUCUUUCUGUCGCUUCUUGACCCGAGGCCCCAGCAUCGCGGACGGCCUGAUGAUGUGUUGGGUUACCUCGGAGGGGACUGGAUGAUGGAGAAGGAGAGGGUUCGACUGGAGGAGGAGAGGAAGAAGAGCAGAGGGAAAGGAGCCAUCAGGAAUAUGAAAGAGAUGGAGGGGAGAGGAGAGCGAUAAACAGAGACGAUUCACACUGCUGUUGAAACCUUUAUCAUGUAAUAUGUGUUAUCUCCAGGUUUUGUUGAGUUUAUUUUAUUAAACCUGUCAACAUUGUUUUAUGGAAACACAUAUUUUUGUUGCUUCUCAGAAAAGCCAUUGUGGUCAUAAGCUACAGACAAUAAUGAGCUUUUCUAUAUGACUGUAGAUGGAAUAUCUUUCGUAUUUGGGCUGUUGGUUGGACAAAACAAGCAAUGUGAAGUUGUCACCUAACGUUCUCAGAACUUUGAUAUUUGCAUUAGAUUAAAAAAAGAACUAACAAGACCGCAGCCUCUGUUCUACAGUAUUUGCCGUGAGUCAUCAGGUCAGAUUUCGAGGGAAAAGAAGUUGCUGUUCUUCCAGGAAUAAAGCCUUUAGAGCUUGAUGGCAGGUGGCAGAAUGAGCAACUUUGGAAAAAUCCCCUUUUUUAAAUGAAUGAAACAUUGUGGGAAAUGUGGGUUUUUUUUAUUUUGAGAAACUGUAGCAGAAACUGUAGGUUUUAGGUAGCUGUUCCAGUCAUGGUCUGUACAGCUACUAUGAAAUGAAUUUUGCAACAUUUUCUUUGCAAUUUACUACAGAGCACUAUUUAAAAUGAAUUUAAAAAAAACAGAAGUGUGUCACAGCUGCAGUUCUGAGGAUUAUUUGUGUUUAGUAGUGCUGUAAUGCUAUCAUGUCCUUGUAAAAGAUAUCCAUCUUAGCGCACUGUAUCUAUAUUUGGGUCUAGACUUUGGAGUGUGUAACACGUCAUAGGCUAUCAACUGAAUGCAGACUGCAGUAGUGCCCAGUUUAUACAGUCAUAAACACGUCCGCAAUCAGACUGAGAAGCACAGUUUAAAUACAACCACACUGAGUUUUUUUUACUUGGCCUUGAAAGAAUAAAAAAAUGGCUUAACAGGGUCUAAAAUGCCUUCAAAUUGAGCACUUUUUGAAAGUAAAGAUUUAUCAGUUAUGAAUAUUUUAGUAGCACAUGUAUGGUAUUUUGUUUAGUAUUCACAUGUAGCAUGGUUUCACUGUGGAAGUAGUUGGCAGCUAGCGACAUUUAGCCAAUGUGAUUUUGUAUAUUAGCAUCAGUAGCACUUGUGGCUGUUUCUGUAGCACUUUGUACAUAACCAUGAAAUAAAGUUUUCUUUUAUUCUUUAUGCUGAAAAUGUGCCUUAAAUCACUGUAUUUAAUAUACUGUACAUGUAACUGUAAUAAAUUACAGCAAUACUGCAUUACCUUGUGAGGUGUUGUGACGUAAUGUACAGUAAUUUUGUGUAUUUAUG
This is a messenger RNA of Thunnus maccoyii (southern bluefin tuna), 2674 nucleotides long. Its product is annotated as serine/threonine-protein kinase SBK2-like. Bases 237 to 1391 code for a protein of 384 amino acids. NCBI's taxonomy places the organism in Eukaryota, Metazoa, Chordata, Actinopteri, Scombriformes, Scombridae. Gene Ontology annotation, molecular function: protein serine/threonine kinase activity; ATP binding. The transcript is spliced from 5 exons. The record is from RefSeq and is a predicted model, not a curated record. Gene Ontology annotation, biological process: peptidyl-serine phosphorylation; peptidyl-threonine phosphorylation.